Messenger RNA from Paramormyrops kingsleyae, 1199 nucleotides. RefSeq names its product APC11 anaphase promoting complex subunit 11 homolog (yeast) (gene anapc11). Gene Ontology annotation, cellular component: anaphase-promoting complex. Gene Ontology annotation, biological process: anaphase-promoting complex-dependent catabolic process. Lineage: Eukaryota; Metazoa; Chordata; Actinopteri; Osteoglossiformes; Mormyridae. The record is from RefSeq and is a predicted model, not a curated record. Gene Ontology annotation, molecular function: ubiquitin protein ligase activity; cullin family protein binding; zinc ion binding.
CCACUUCGCAAGGGGGCGCAGUAUAAUAUUUUUAUCCCUUAAGCCGAACUGGGGGGGUGUAGAUGUAAACGGAACUACUUAUUAUUAACCGUAUUCGUAUGGCUCUGACGGAUGAAUCCAGCGCUGUUGAAAUCGCGUUUUUAAUUAAAUCGUUAGUGCCUAUAAGUCGAAGAUGAAGGUGAAAAUCAAGCAAUGGAACGGCGUGGCGUCUUGGCUGUGGGUGGCCAACGACGAGAAUUGUGGCAUCUGCAGGAUGUCCUUUAAUGGUUGCUGUCCGGACUGUAAGGUGCCCGGUGACGACUGCCCAUUGGUCUGGGGCCAGUGUUCUCAUUGUUUCCACAUGCAUUGCAUCUUGAAGUGGCUGAACUCACAGCAGGUGCAGCAGCAAUGUCCUAUGUGCCGCCAGGAAUGGAAGUUCAAAGAAUGACAUCGCCACACCUGUCUUUGAACUGUUUCAGGAAGUCAAAAUGCAACACAAGGAACUUGGAUGCUUUAAACCCCAACACACUCAUUGUCCAUGCAUUUUAUUUAUUUAUUUGUGUUACUUGCAGGUGCCUCUUUACCCUAAUCUAGAGAUCCGUCUGCUUAUAUUAACAUCAGUUAUGAGUAUCUGUGUCUCUGAGAAAAGGGAAUUUUCUUAAUCUGGUAAUUGAAUUUCAAGCUUUUCAUUUCAUCAUAAUGCUUUGUACCAUUUUGUUAUUUGCGUGUUGUUCGAAAAAAUAAAUCAUAUUGCAAUUAUCAAACAUAUAUGAAAUGGGGAAAAAGUGUGAAUUUGACAGAUAAUGUACUAAUGAUGGCAACAGGACUGAGUUGAUAUUAUUUGACUGUGUUACAAGUGAUGUACUUCACUAUGGUUCCCUGAAAUCUUAUGCCUUGUCCGCAGUGCACACUGGCGUGCUCAGACAAGUCAGAAGCGGUUAUGACCAUCAAUCUGUCAUCCCCUGGGGUGUGACUCCAUUCCAGGCAAUCAGUGCUGCUUAUUUAAAUUCAAUUUCCUGCCUUAUGUUAAUCAAGGCUGCAACUUGUUUUAACAGUACAGUAUUAUGUAUUUCAGUGGUAGAGCGAUUUGGUAAUUAUACGACAAAGCUUGAGUGACAGCAGUCCCCUGCACACAGAGUCCACUGCAAAGGCUCUGAAGCAGACUUCAGACUUUGUUACAUGUUUUUUUUUUUCCUCCAUUAAAGAAACCAACUAUUUUA